AUGUCGAGCAGUGCACUGGUUCUUUCCAAGUACAGCCCUUUGGGGGAUAUGAUGGCGGCGGUGACGGUGGAGCUGGACAGACAGCGGAUCUCUGUGGUGCGCAGCAGUGGUGAGAGUUUGGGGGGAGGGUCCGCGGAGGAGCAGUUUGUGUAUGUGGAUGGGGCUGGGCGCAAGGGCGUUGUGUGUACGUGUGUUGAGUGGGUCGAUGUUGGUGGGGUUAUGUUGGUGGCGGUUGGAUUGAACAGCGGGGGAUUGAGGUUGUAUUCGCCGGCGGCGAAUCGGGUGGUGCAUGAGCUGAGUACUGGUGAUGGGUAUGGAAUCAAGGAUAUGAGUUUUUGCGGUGGGGCGCUGUGGUGUGUUGCUGGGGGUGAUGUUGUGUACAAGUUUAGUCUGGAGGAGUUGAAGGUUGUUCUGAAGUUGAAGCUGGAAGAAUGCCAGGGCUUGGUUAGGGUGUGUGCUUUGGGUGAAAAUACGCUGCUGUUAGCGUCGCAUUUGGUUUUUGUUGUUGAUGCUGUGGAGAGGCAGGUGAAGAUGCGGUUUCCUGGGCAUGUGUCGUCUGUUACUGUGUUGAAGCAGCUUGACGAUGCGCACUUUUUGAGUGGAGCUGAGAACGAUAGGUUUUUGAAUAUCUACAGUUUAGAGACCAGGGCCACCAAGAGUGUCCUCGUUGCGGAGUCGAAUGUGCUGUCGGUGUCGAACUCAGGUGCGGAUAGCGUUGCUGUUGCUACAGAAGAUGGUAACGUUGAGGUGUUUUCCGAUCCACUGGUUACUACGAAUACUAAACGGCGUAACAAUGUAUCCAGGCAGUGCACAAAGAGUAUCCGAAUGGUGCGGGAGAAUGAUUCGAGACCCAUCCGUCUAUUCGAUUGUAACAUUAGAAGGGACAUCGUCAAUAUUGCAUGGCUGGAGCGCGCUACGGUGCCAUACUUUGACCAGCUCCAGUGGGCCGGGUUGCAGGCAGUGCAUACUAUAACUAAACCACGUUUUGCACAGAAUUCGGGCCACGAUCGUAACGGCAAAAGUGGGAGUGAUUUGUCCUCUGCCAGGGCUUAUGUGGAGGGGAAUGCUACCGUUACAUCAGGAGACAACUUUAAGCAUAUCCAGGAGCUGGCAAACCAGUUGGGAAAGGGUAGCACAGACGACGAUGCCUUUGAGGAACAGUCAUUGCAAGAAAAGUUACUGGCAACGACCCAGCCGCUUGGCUCCCUGGCGUCCAAGAAAAACGUCGCCGUUGGGACUCUGACCGUUGUCCUAACCCAGGCAUUGGAGUCGAACGACCAUUCUUUACUAGAAACUGUUUUGAAUACGCAGGAUGAAAAGGUGAUCCAAUCGACAGUCAUCAAGCUGAGACCCGCACUUGCUGUUGUAUUUUUGGAGAGGCUAGCUGAAAGAAUUUCGAGGAAUACACAUAGGCAGGGUUUAUUGAACGUUUGGUGCAAAUGGUGUUUGAUAGUCCACGGUGGUUAUUUGGUCACCGUACCAAAGUUGAUCUCCCAGCUUCCAUCACUCCACUACACUCUAAAGAAACGCUCUGAACUGCUUCCCAGACUACAGCUGCUCGAAGUGAAAUUGGAUUGCUGUCUAAAUCAGUUGCAUGCCAAGAGAAUGAUGUCGGACAGUUACUCUAAGGGCAACAGUGGAUCCGAAAUUACCUGGCAGGAAGAGGGCGAGAGUGAAGUUGAAUACAACGAAGAGCUCGAUGAUGCAGGUGUUGUUGAAGAUGGUGAAGCAGAAGAAGAUUAUAGCAGUUCUGGAGAACAAGAAGAAGGACAAGACAAAUCCAGUAAGAAGCCACAUCAAAGUUACAAUGAAGAAAAUUUCGAGGACGAUGAAGAAAUGAGAAUAGACGAAGAAGAAGGUCACAGUGACGAAGAAGUGAAAUAA
Molecule: messenger RNA, 1884 nt
Organism: Eremothecium cymbalariae DBVPG#7215
Lineage: Eukaryota; Fungi; Ascomycota; Saccharomycetes; Saccharomycetales; Saccharomycetaceae
Gene: UTP5
Product: Utp5p
Exons: 1
Coding region: 1-1884 (627 amino acids)
Biological process (GO): maturation of SSU-rRNA from tricistronic rRNA transcript (SSU-rRNA, 5.8S rRNA, LSU-rRNA)
Cellular component (GO): nucleolus
Molecular function (GO): protein binding
Source: RefSeq, a predicted model, not a curated record